This is a messenger RNA of Capronia epimyces CBS 606.96, 894 nucleotides long. RefSeq lists its product as uncharacterized. The transcript has 2 exons. The record is from RefSeq and is a predicted model, not a curated record. NCBI's taxonomy places the organism in Eukaryota, Fungi, Ascomycota, Eurotiomycetes, Chaetothyriales, Herpotrichiellaceae. Bases 1 to 894 code for a protein of 297 amino acids.
AUGCGGCUGCGACCAGCUCUGGCGUUGCUGGCGGCCCUCCUCGCGCUCUUCGACCCCACAGCCGGCGCAAAGUCUGCGGCAACGACCUUCUGCAAGUGCAUCUGCUUCACCAACAGCACCAUCAUUGCCCUGAACCCUCCGGCGUCGUCUGCACAGUCCUCGUCGCUACACAAAUUCGACAUUCGCUUAUCGAACCGCGAUCCCGACGCCGACCCGGAACGAUCCUAUCCCUACUCAGAUCCGCGCCGGGAUGCAUGGGCACAUGCUGAAAUCAAUGGUGCAAAUGAGAAGAGACAUGCUGCCUCGGGGGAGGAGGAGGAUGAAGGGGACGACAAGUCGAAAUCGCCGGCGGCCGGUCACUCGCGGCCACACCAUAAGUUAACCUGCGCAGACUGCACACGCGCAUUCUGUCUCGACUAUAAUCUGCCCAUAUGCAAGAACGCGCACGAGGAGGACGUGUUCACCACCUGUUUCCAGCGCGACUCCCUCAAAGACGAAACCGUAGUCGUUGUCUUCAUUUUCGCAACCGCGGGCCUUCUCGCAUGGGCACUGGUCAAACCCUGGAUCGAUCGCCUGCGAGAGCGCAACUCGUUCGUCCCACUUGCACAGCACGAGGUUCGUCGUGGUGGCGGCGGCGGCGGCGGACACACUCGCCCAAGAUUGAACAUCAAUACCGGUACCCACGGCGUGAACAAUCCCAGGCCUGGCAACGGCUUCGCAAGCCACGGCACUGCGGCGGGCGGCCGUGGAAGCGGAACCGGUGGAGGGAGCAGCACGGCCGGAGGGCUGUUCUCCAAAGGUCCUCCUGAUCAGACACAACCUGGCAGGCAAGGGCUACAACUGCACGCAGACCAAGAUGCCAUCGAUAUUGUCUCCGGGUCUGGGGUUCGGUAG